GUCGCGAGACAAGGCUGAUGGUUGCUGGAGCCCAAGAACAGGCUGUCAGGGCUGGUGCCGGCAGUGCGCCUCUCUUCUCACCCAGCUAAGGAGACCCAGAGAGAGCAGGUCACCUGCCCAAGGUCACGCAGGUGAAGGUAGCUGAAGCCGAGAGUUUCCACUGCGAGCCCCUCUUCCCAACUGGGUCCCUCCAAUCCGCAGCCCUGCGUGCGGGGGCGCGCGUAUCCCCCUGGCGCCGUCGGUCAGUCCUGAUCUGUCUGGGUGUCUCCCCAGCCUCUGGCGCGGAGCAGGCAGAGGCAGGGCAUUCGCAGUGCCCAGUCCGCGCCCCACGCCCGCAGCCGCCAGACGGCAGCGCCUGCUCCCCGCAGCCCCAGCCGGUGCGCGGGAGCCGCCGGGGCCAGGGCGCAGCGGCGGGCGGCGCGUGCAGAUCCCUCGCCACCGCGCUCUGUCUGCGGUUCAGAGAAGCCCAGUCGGCAGGUGCCAGCACCGGUCCUCGAGAUGAAGAAGCUCCAGGGAGCUCACCUCCGCAAGCCCGUCACCCCAGACCUACUGAUGACUCCUAGUGACCAGGGUGAUGUGGACCUGGACGUGGACUUUGCUGCAGACCGGGGCAACUGGACGGGCAAACUGGACUUCCUGCUGUCCUGUAUUGGCUACUGUGUGGGCCUGGGAAAUGUCUGGCGCUUCCCUUAUCGAGCCUACACCAACGGAGGAGGCGCCUUCCUUGUGCCCUACUUCCUCAUGCUGGCCAUCUGCGGCAUUCCCCUCUUCUUCCUGGAGCUCUCUCUGGGCCAGUUCUCCAGCCUGGGCCCCCUGGCCGUCUGGAAAAUCAGCCCCCUCUUUAAAGGUGCCGGCGCAGCCAUGCUGCUCAUCGUAGGCCUGGUGGCCAUCUACUACAACAUGAUCAUCGCCUACGUCCUCUUCUACCUCUUCGCCUCCCUCACCAGCACCCUGCCCUGGGAGCACUGCGGCAACUGGUGGAACACCGAGCGCUGCCUUGAGCACAGAGGCACCAAGCACGGCAACGGGGCACUGCCCCUCAACCUCUCCAGCACCGUGAGCCCCAGCGAGGAGUAUUGGAGCCGCUAUGUACUCCACAUUCAAGGCAGCCAAGGCAUCGGCAGCCCUGGGGAAAUCCGCUGGAACCUCUGUCUCUGCCUGCUGCUGGCCUGGGUCAUCGUGUUCCUUUGUAUCCUCAAGGGUGUCAAGUCCUCGGGCAAGGUGGUAUAUUUCACGGCCACAUUUCCCUACCUCAUCCUGCUCAUGCUGCUGGUCCGUGGAGUGACGCUUCCCGGGGCUUGGAAGGGCAUCCAGUUCUAUCUCACACCCCAGUUCCACCACCUGCUGUCUUCCAAGGUAUGGAUCGAAGCUGCUCUUCAGAUCUUCUACUCCUUGGGUGUGGGCUUCGGGGGUCUCCUCACCUUUGCCUCCUACAACACUUUUCACCAGAACAUCUAUAGAGACACCUUCAUCGUCACUCUGGGCAAUGCCAUCACCAGCAUCCUGGCUGGCUUUGCCAUCUUCUCCGUGCUGGGCUACAUGUCGCAGGAGCUGGGUGUGCCUGUGGAUCAAGUAGCCAAAGCAGGCCCUGGCCUGGCCUUUGUAGUCUACCCACAGGCCAUGACCAUGCUGCCUCUGUCGCCCUUCUGGUCUUUCCUCUUCUUCUUCAUGCUUCUGACACUUGGCUUGGACAGCCAGUUUGCCUUUCUGGAGACCAUUGUGACAGCAGUGACAGAUGAGUUCCCAUACUACCUGCGGCCCAAGAAGGCGGUGUUCUCGGGCCUCAUCUGCGUAUCCAUGUACCUGAUGGGGCUGAUCCUCACCACUGACGGGGGCAUGUACUGGCUGGUCCUUCUGGAUGACUACAGCGCCAGCUUCGGGCUCAUGGUGGUGGUGAUCACCACGUGCCUCGCUGUCACCCGGGUAUACGGCAUUCAGAGGUUCUGCCGAGACAUCCACAUGAUGCUGGGCUUCAAGCCGGGCCUCUACUUCAGGGCCUGCUGGCUAUUUCUGUCCCCAGCCACACUCCUGGCCUUGCUGGUGUACAGCAUCGUCAAGUACCAGCCUUCAGAGUACGGCAGCUACCGCUUCCCUGCCUGGGCCGAGCUACUGGGCAUCCUGAUGGGCCUGCUGUCCUGCCUCAUGAUCCCCGCCGGCAUGCUGCUGGCUGUGCUUCGACAAGAGGGCUCACUCUGGGAGAGGCUCCAGCAGGCCAGCCGGCCAACCAUGGACUGGGGCCCGUCGCUGGAGGAGAACCGGACAGGCAUGUACGUGGCCACGCUAGCCGGGAGCCAGUCACCCAAGCCACUGAUGGUGCACAUGCGCAAGUACGGAGGCAUCACCAGCUUUGAGAACACGGCCAUCGAGGUGGAUCGUGAAAUCGCAGAGGAAGAGGAGUCCAUGAUGUGAGGCCAGCGGUGAAUGGACCUCAGGCCUCUGCAGGGGUUCACAGCCUGCCAGGGAGUCGGCCAGGUGCAGCCGCGCUGCUGGGAUUCUGAGAGGCUGAGAGAGGCUGCCACAGUGAUGCUGAACCCUAGUGCAUUUCUGCCUUGUGACCUGUGCCUGUCCUGAAUCCUCCGUCUGGCGCUCUCCUCCCCCCACAUAGUGCAGCCCUCACUCUGGAGAAGGACAUUUGAAGGCCAUCAAGGAAGGGACUGGCCCAAGGUCACGUGGUAGAGAGGACUUGGUCUUGGGCCUCUGGACCAGUCUGCACCCUUUCCGCACAUUGUCACUCUGUUCAGGGCCUGGCCUUUCUCUGUGCGGGGAAGCUCUCCUCACAUUCACACACAGCCCCAACAGCAGGGAAGAAAGAGGCUCACAGAGCUCCUUGGGCCCCAGAUGUUGAGGCUUCGGUGGAAAAAAGGAUCCCUGUAGGUUCCUGAGUACAGGCUGGGCUUCCCAAAAGUGGGCGUGAGGGUCCUGGGUGAAGGGACAUUUUCAAGAGAAGGAAGAGGAGGCGUCUCAGCCAGGGCUGUCCCCUGGGCCCAGGGAAGGCCAAGCUGCCCCUGUGGAACCCCACAUGGCUGAAGAUUUCCAUGGUGGAGGACUUUAAAGGCAUUCUGGUCCCAGUGAGGACCUGUAGAGAGGGGAGCUGGGGCGAUGGGUGGGAGGGGAGCUGCAUGAUUCCUAACAUCACUUUGGGUCUCUGCAGUGUGCACUAGGGGACAGGGUGGACAUGGGAGGCCCAUGGAGUUGGGGCCUGAGUUAGGGCACUGGGCUGGAAACGAAAGACAGGAGGCACCUGCCCCUGUGCCCGGGUAUGGCAGGGAAGUCUGUGAGUCACAAGCUGGGCAGGUGGGACCCAGGCUCAUUUUCUUCCUUUCUCUCCAUCUCAGAGGCCUUCACUGUCCCCCCUCAUCCCCAGCUGUUGCUGGGGUGUUGGCCAUGUGUGACUAGAGAAGCCAUGAGAUGCAGAAACGGCCCACAUGUGGUCAUCGAUCCUGAUGCCAUGUGCUGUGCUCCAGGGCCCAGGGUGAGGGCAGAGGCAGAGAUUGGGGGUGGCCCCGGGUUCCUGGUCCCCUCAGACAUAGGGUGGGUGCCAGCCACAGUGGUUUCUUGCACAGUGCUCUCCAGUGGAGCGGGGCACCUUGGUGCAGCUCCGGUGGCCUUCGUGCCCUGUCUCCUGGCCUCUCCCAGCCCUUCUGUGUUCUGUCGGUUGAUUGUUAAUAAACAUCGGAUGAGCUCA
Messenger RNA from Cavia porcellus (domestic guinea pig), 3685 nucleotides. It is a transcript of the gene Slc6a7, whose product is annotated as solute carrier family 6 member 7. Gene Ontology annotation, cellular component: plasma membrane. Gene Ontology annotation, biological process: sodium ion transmembrane transport. Bases 499 to 2409 code for a protein of 636 amino acids. The record is from RefSeq and is a predicted model, not a curated record. Lineage: Eukaryota; Metazoa; Chordata; Mammalia; Rodentia; Caviidae. The transcript is spliced from 14 exons. Gene Ontology annotation, molecular function: L-proline transmembrane transporter activity.